Pipistrellus nathusii (Nathusius's pipistrelle) is the source of this 372-nucleotide messenger RNA. The record is from the annotation of a GenBank genome assembly. Lineage: Eukaryota; Metazoa; Chordata; Mammalia; Chiroptera; Vespertilionidae.
AUGGACCUCGCCGGCAGCGGCUCCCGCUUCCAGUCGGACCUGGCCUUCUGUCCGGACUGCGGCUCCGUCCUGCCCCUGCCCGGGGCGCAGGAGGCCGUCGCCUGCGCUCGCUGUGGCUUCGCCGUCCACGUGCGAGACUUCGAGGGCAAGGUGGUGAGGACCGCGGUCGUGUUCCACCAGCCGGGCACGGCCGUGCCCGCGGCGAUGGAGGACGGCCCCGAGCUCCAGGGGCCCGUGGUGGACCGGCGCUGCGCCCGCUGCGGGCACGAGGGCAUGGCUUACCGCACCCGGCAGAUGCGCUCCGCCGACGAGGGCCAGACCGUCUUCUUCACCUGCAUCCGCUGCAAGUUCCAGGAGAAGGAAGACUCUUGA